This is a messenger RNA of Notolabrus celidotus (New Zealand spotty), 2069 nucleotides long. RefSeq names its product tRNA 5-methylaminomethyl-2-thiouridylate methyltransferase (gene trmu). Gene Ontology annotation, molecular function: sulfurtransferase activity. Gene Ontology annotation, biological process: tRNA wobble position uridine thiolation. The record is from RefSeq and is a predicted model, not a curated record. The transcript is spliced from 11 exons. The coding region runs from base 166 to 1416 and encodes 416 amino acids. Gene Ontology annotation, cellular component: mitochondrion. Lineage: Eukaryota; Metazoa; Chordata; Actinopteri; Labriformes; Labridae.
GGACUGGAGCAUGUUGUUAGUCGGACAGUAUUAUUGAACGGACCGAAAACAUGUCUGCCCCGUGAGCAGCUGCAGCAGGACCCAGUAGGAAGGUGUCUGUGGACUUUUUAUCUAAGCUCUUGUUGUAGUUGUAAUAUGUUGAUGGAAGGGCUGUGAGGUGAAAACAUGAGUUUUGUUCGUCAUGUCGUGCUCGCCAUGUCUGGGGGCGUAGACAGCUCUGUAGCGGCGCUGUUACUGAAGAGGAGAGGCUAUAAUGUAACAGGAGUUUUUAUGAAGAACUGGGACUCCCUGGAUGAGGAGGGGGUUUGCACUUCAGAGACAGACUGUGAAGACGCCUACAAAGUAUGUCAGAUCCUGGACAUCCCCUUCCAUCAAGUGUCUUACGUGAAAGAGUACUGGCACGAAGUUUUCAGUAAGCUUUUAAAGGAGUAUGAGAAGGGCAGGACACCAAAUCCAGAUAUACUGUGCAACAAGCAAAUCAAGUUCAACCACUUCCACAAUUAUGCCGUCAACACACUGGGUGCUGAUGCUAUGGCAACAGGCCACUACGCCAGGACGUCACAGGAAGAUGACGAGGUCUUCCAACAGGCGCACACAACUCCACCUACAACUCUCUUCAGAGAUCGAUUUGAGAUUAGAAAUCCGGUCAGAUUGUACAAAGGAGCAGAUUCCCUCAAAGACCAAACAUUCUUCCUUAGUCAGAUCUCCCAAGAUGCCUUGCGACAAACCCUUUUCCCGUUAGCUGGACUUACAAAGGAAUUUGUCAAAAAGAUUGCUGCUGAGGCAGGAUUUCACCAUGUCCUGAAACGGAAAGAGAGCAUGGGAAUCUGUUUCAUUGGAAAGAGAAACUUUGAACAAUUUAUCUUGGAGUAUCUGGAGCCUAAACCAGGGAACCUUAUCUCCAUUGAGGACGGAACUGUCAUGGGGAAACACAAAGGCUGGUUUACUCUGACGCUAGGCCAAAGGGCAAGGAUAGGAGGAACAAGGGACCCCUGGUUUGUUGUUGAUAAAGACAUUACUACUGGAGAUGUCUCUGUGGCUCCAACUACCAAUCACCCGGCUCUCUUCCGUGACACGUUGAAGACAGACCGUUUUCACUGGCUCGCAGUAGACCCGCCUCCUGAACUUGCCAGGACCCAGAUGAUGGAGUGUCAUUUUCGCUUCAUCCACCAGAUGCCACUCACUCCAUGUACAGUGACACUGAACAUGAAUGGCUCUAUUUGGAUUUCACUCUCCCAGCCAAUCAGAGCUCUGACACCUGGACAGUUUGCCGUGCUCUACAAAGGAGAGGAGUGUCUGGGUAGUGGAAAGAUAAUCCAACUGGGGCCGAGUGAAUUCAUUCUCCAGAGGGGCAGAGAGCGGUUGGUAGCAGCUGCGCAGCUGAAGGAGCAGCACACCCCUGAACCCGACAGCUGAGAUGAGCUCACUGGGAGAUACUUACUCAUGGGAGUAAGCUCUGUCUUGUAAUUAAGGUUCCUGUUCCCAGAGUUCACUGUCUUUUUGACAGGCGUUUGUGUCAUGGCAACUGUCCAUUUGGGCUUUAGAUAUUAUGAAGUUGUCUUGCUAGUUGGUCAAAAGACCCAUAUCUGUGUGUUUUGAAGCAGAAAUGGAAGGUACAAGGAUGUUUUACUAGGUAGCAGUGAUAUCUUAUUUGAAAAAAAGUCACUUUUUAGACUUCUCUUUUUUUAUCUUACAGACCUGAAAGAUCUAAAACAUCCAAGUCAUUGCUGUCUGGUACAUAGAGGUAUAAGAAAAUGAUGUCAGUAGAUCUGUUGUUAUUUGUCAUUGAUUUUAAAGGUGGCCCAAAGAUUCGUGUAAGUGAAUUUAAGGCAAAAAUGUUUUUUGAUAUUUGGAGUCUGAGACCUUUUAUUUAAGUCACAAGAAACCUAUGAAUGAAGGUUUCAUGCCAAGGAAGGUGGCACGAGAGGAUUUGGAAGGCUACUUGCUUAACCAAACAUGAUGGUGUUAAUUACAUACAGGGAAAUAAAAAAUGGCUUACUUUUUAUCAAUAAAUCAAUCAAUCACUUUUUAUUUGUAUAGCGCCAAAUCACAACAAACGUUAUCUCAAG